GUUACGAGAAUCAAAAGUCGACGAAGAAGUUUGUCAAUUUUUAUGGAAAUUUCGCCCCUUUUUCGGUCCAUAACUUAAGGCACACUCAGAUUUACAUUUUCACGAAGGAGCCUCUCUGUCUACAGCAUGAGUGGAAAGGGCCGAUCUCCCCACAAGAAGAAAUACCGGCGUACGAAGAGGACCUACAAACACCCCAACCCCCUCUUCGAAAAGUGGCUGAAGGAGUGGCAGGACGAGGCCGAACGGAGACACUCUAACAUGAAGUACAAUUUCCAAAGGGCAAGGAAGUCCUUAAAACUAUUCCCACUUCCUCUGUAUAGUGGGAAAGACUGCAAGGUUCUAGCUCACUUUGGUGAUAAGAUCUGCCAGUUGAUUGACCAGCGUCUGGAAGAAUACCAACAAGAAAAUGGACCCGUUAAUUGGGACGAAGUUCACCAGGUACAAGAAGAGCCUCAGGUUAAGAAAAGAGGUAGACCUAGAAAGAACUCCUCCAAUGGUAAUCUGAACCACAGUACUGAAACAGACUAUAGACCAUCAGGGGCCUCUGCUAGCUUUGAGGUUCAGCAGAAAAAGGGGAAAAGUCCCGGUGGAAAAAGAGGACGAGCAUAUGUGCCUGCGCCAAGAUCUGGGGCUUAUGGUCUCCUCAUGGCUCUUUACAAUGCCUCCUUGGGAGAUGAUUAUCCAGGUUAUAUGGGAAGGAAGGAAUUGAUAGAAGCUGCCACACCUCUGUGCGAUGUCUCUUUCACCCACUCGGCUGAAGGAUCACAUUACACUGCUUGGUCCUCCAUGAGCACCUUGGUCAAGAAGGAGCUAGUGCGUAAAGAGGGUAAUCCAGGAAGAUACAUGCUAACAUCAGAAGGAAAAGCAUUAGGAGCCAAGAUCUCACAAGUAGAAGAUGGUUGUGUCAUUAGCUCUCCAAGGAAAAGUCCCCAGGCCACGCACUCAAGUGAAGAAGUCAUAGUUUUAUCAUCUAGGAGUUGUAGUCCUAUCAACCAGGAAGAGGACUUCACCAGCCAUACUUUUCAGAGUUUCAAAGGAGUAUGUGAUAGUGUGAACACAGAACAUAGUGGGAAGGUCAGUACAGAUCCUGAGGCAGAAUUGACAGUUCCUGUUAAGAGGAAAGGGCCCGAGAUUGAAAGCAAGAGAGCCAAAAAAGUCAGUAGGAGUGUGAUGUCACCUGUGAAGAACACAUUAAUUGAAGAUGGUCAUUUAAGUUCUCCAGGAAACUUUGUAUUUAGCUACAUUACAAGUUUGGAAGUGGAAACACCAAUGCGUGACCGUGCGGUUGUCAGUGUUGAGGAAGAUGGCUUUCUUGGCUAUUUGGUAAAAUGUCGUCAGUCUGCACUCUCAGCCUCUGGUCUUGUUUAUCGGCUGGAUGAUUACAGAACAGCUCCUCCUGGAUAUGUUUAUGCUUAUUUAUCCAAUGAGUGCGCUCCCACCAUGUGCCCAGGUCUUCUCUCCCCAACACGUCCCAAGUCUGCAACAAAUAUUUCUCAACCCACAGUGCCAGUUGCAAAAGUGCCUUUUGGCACCCAUUUCUCAGAAAACACAGAAAAGAAAUCUUCAGCGGUAAAGAAGCAAACUGUUGAUACAACAGGAACAACUUUUAGUAAGGCGCUGAAUCAAGUACAUACAGUACUUCAGUCAGAGAAACAGAGUGCAAUAGAUUCAUAUAUGACCAAGACUAAAACAAUGCAAGUAGCUAGAGACCCUCUGUAUUCUCUCUGUCCUGGCCAGUUUGACAUUGUCUUGUGCGUUGACAAUUGUGAAAUUACAGGCGGGUUUACAGGUGGUAAAAGCAGCACCAGAGAAAUCAUAAUCACAGAGCUAGACAAACAUGGAAUCAAGUAUGAUGUACGAAAGCUUCAUGUAGGAGAUUUCCUAUGGGUGUGCCAGGAGCGUGUGCCGUUAAGUGGAGAGCAGCGAAGAGAACUUGUCCUGCCAUACAUUGUUGAACGUAAGAGGAUGGACGACCUUGCUUCGAGUAUCAGAGAUGGUAGAUUCCGGGAACAAAAAUUUCGCCUUAAGCAAAGUGGUCUCUCCAAACCAAUUUAUCUGGUUGAAGAAUAUGGCAGCAAGCACAUGAGCUUACCUGAAACCACAUGCCUGCAGGCUGUGGUCAACACACAUGUAGUUGAUGAAUUUACCGUGAAGAUCACAAAGGAUCAACGCGAAUCAGCUGCCUAUCUAACAAUCAUGACACGGUGCCUCCAGAGCAUGUAUCAGGGUAAGCUCUUAAAUGCAAUGAGCAGAGAGCAUUUGAAAGAAGGUUUAGAAAAUCCCAUGACGCAAGAGGAAAUUGAAACGUCGUUGAUGACCUUCAGUGAAUUCAAUUCCUCGUCCGUCAAGAACCGGCAACUUGAAGUGAGGGAAAUGUUUGCCAAACAUCUUCUCCAGAUUCAUGGUGUUAGUGUUGAUAAGGCUCGAGCAGUUGUGGACAAGUUUGGUACACCAAGACAACUGAUGGAGGCAUAUAAGAAUGUUACAAGCUCAGAGGUUGGGGAAAAUAUGUUGGCAAACCUAAAAUGUGGAAAAGCAGGUCGUAACCUUGGAACUGUCUUAAGUGCAACCAUUUACAGGAUGUACAGUAACAAAAUAUUAUGCUAAAGUUGUAGGCAGUACCUGUUUUUCUUUUUAUAGGCAUUGAAUACUUUUAUCUGUGAUAUACCGGAUGUAUGUUGAAGAUUGUACAUUGUGCUUUGAUAAAUAGUUUAAAGUUGCAAUAUUUAGAGGGAGAAAUAUAUUUAUGUAAAAUAACUAAUAUGAAAUAUACAUUUUA
Penaeus indicus is the source of this 2779-nucleotide messenger RNA. RefSeq names its product crossover junction endonuclease MUS81-like (gene mus81). Gene Ontology annotation, cellular component: nucleus; Holliday junction resolvase complex. NCBI's taxonomy places the organism in Eukaryota, Metazoa, Arthropoda, Malacostraca, Decapoda, Penaeidae. Gene Ontology annotation, biological process: double-strand break repair via break-induced replication; resolution of meiotic recombination intermediates; DNA catabolic process. The record is from RefSeq and is a predicted model, not a curated record. Bases 127 to 2607 code for a protein of 826 amino acids. The transcript has 15 exons. Gene Ontology annotation, molecular function: DNA binding; crossover junction DNA endonuclease activity; 3'-flap endonuclease activity.